GAGGAGACGGCACACCAACUAGGAGAGAAGAUCAGCAAACUGGUUGUACCGCUCUGACACCAGACAGGAAUUCCGUGAUGCGACCACAAAUGGAGCAAAUGAAUGUGACUGACAGCUUAGAGAGCAACUCGACUGACUGUCCGUCCAUCGAUGACUUCCGUAACCAGGUUUACUCCACAGCCUACUCUCUCAUCACCGUGUUAGGCCUGGUUGGGAACGGCCUCGCUCUGGUGGUGCUGUUCAGAACCUCUCGCCAGCGCUCACCCUUUCAAAUCUACAUGCUGAACCUGGCUGUGUCUGAUCUGCUGUGUGUCAUGACACUGCCACUGCGUGUUCUCUACUAUGUAAACAAGGGCCAGUGGAACCAGGGAGAUUUCCUCUGCCGUAUCAGCUCCUACGCCCUCUAUGUAAACCUCUACUGCAGUAUUUACUUCAUGGUUGUCAUGUCUGUGACACGUUUCCUGGCCAUUGUUUUCCCUGUGCAGAACAUGCAGCUAGUGACAGAGAACCGCGCUCGCCUGGUGUGCGCUGGUGUCUGGGUGUUUACUUGUCUUUCAUCUUCACCCUUCCUGAUGUCUGGCCAGCAUUUUGACCCCAGCACAAAUAAAACCAAGUGCUUUGAGCCUCCUGGAGGAGGGAGAGAUGUACGGAAACUAGUCAUACUGAACUAUUUGUCUCUGGUGAUUGGCUUUGUCCUGCCCUUCCUGGUCAUCCUUGUCUGCUACGCUGGCAUAGUCCGUGUUCUGCUGUCCCGUACUCCUUCUGCCCGACGGCAGCAGGGGACGGGCACCCGAGCCAUCCGAAUGAUUGUCAUCGUCCUGCUGACCUUCCUAAUCAGCUUCAUGCCAUACCACGUGCAACGCACCAUCCACCUGAGCUCCCUGUCCCGAAAUGACACCUGCUCAGAGAGGAUUGCCAUUCAGAAGUCUGUGGUGGUGACGCUGUGCCUGGCUGCUUCCAAUUCAUGUUUUGAUCCACUGCUUUAUUUUUUCUCUGGAGAGGGUUUCCGCAGUCGCAUGUCCUCCCUGCGGCAGUCGUUCUCGGGCAGCACCCAUCUCCGUGCAGCCAGGCCGAAGCUCCCCAGAGCCUCAGAGUCCGGGGACAACAACCAGCUGAAGGCCAGUUAAUACACAACACACAGGAGGGUAAUCAAAGCAGCUUCAGAUGUGUUUAAAGAGCUUUGAAUGGCUUGAGUCCUCAUUAACUAACAGGGAAGGAGUUGAUAGAAGAAUAUGAAGGUCAGAAAAAAGGUUCGACAAAUGAGGGUGAAAUUAAUAUUUAAACAUUUAACCUACA
Molecule: messenger RNA, 1296 nt
Organism: Micropterus dolomieu (smallmouth bass)
Lineage: Eukaryota; Metazoa; Chordata; Actinopteri; Centrarchiformes; Centrarchidae
Gene: cysltr1
Product: cysteinyl leukotriene receptor 1
Exons: 2
Coding region: 78-1127 (349 amino acids)
Biological process (GO): G protein-coupled receptor signaling pathway
Cellular component (GO): plasma membrane
Molecular function (GO): leukotriene receptor activity
Source: RefSeq, a predicted model, not a curated record